UUUACUUUUACAUUUAGACUGUAUACACUUAUAUGCUCGUAUGAGAAGGUUUUAUACCAUAUAGAGUACUUAUAUCCAUAUGCGCAUAAUUAUACGUGUCGCAGGUUCAUUCAUUAAGCGGCGUUGGUGUUACGGUAAUGGGGCAAAUCUGGCUUAAAUAUUAUGGUGUUUGUCUAACUUCAUAUUGAACUCAUAACACACUCGAAGCACACGUAAACCGCGUUCAUUCAUUUAGAGGCAUACAUAGGCAUACGAUACGGAGUUUGCGUUAGGACUUUGGCCUUAAGUCUUCGACUAUGACCGCAACCACAUAGAAUAGGACCAGAUAUUCACUUUGGAGUUUCCAAACGUCUCGAGUGCGGUAAUCCGCCGCACCAGAUAAAAUACGGUGGCCCAUUUACGUUAGCUAACAUAUGCCGUUGGGCUGCACCUCUCCCUCAUGCAAAAUGCAUGCGAUCGCCGUUUCGUUGCUCUCACUUUUCUCCGCGCUUUCUCUUUCUUUCUCCCGGCGGUCGGCGCACGGAAAAUAUUGAUCGCGAAAUGAGCAAGUGGACGGUAAUAAGAAGGGUACAGCUAUGCUGAGUGCGCAGUAUAUAGGCAGCGUGUUUAUACGAAAGGAAAGCGGUUUAAAUGAGUCAGUUGUAGGCUUGUAGCAAAUUAUAUACAACGCCGUUCAGAGUUGUGCAUAUAUGGGUUUAAGCGGUAUAUUGAAAUACGUUUGGGCGAAGGUCGAUUUUCACGCUAAUCAAGAUAAGACCUAAAACGUAUUCCGUGGUUAUGUUGUGUAAUAGGUUGUAAAUGUCAUGUGUAUAUUAUAUGGUGUAACCGCAUAUACCAUGUUUAAAGUUCUUUUAUCGGAAACUGGUAGAAUUAAUGCAACGGAUGCUGCUGUCAUGUUAUUGAAUAGGAUAUACAACAUACAUGUUCUGGUCCAACACAAGCGUUAGCAUGGCGGACACGACCAUGCACUCGUGUUCUUGCGUUAGUGGUUGCCGGUGCUCGACACUGAACAAAGACACGGUGGAUAUGACGGCACGAAGCACAGACGGGACGAUUGUUACUUACUCGAAAGAUACAGACGAGGUGAAGUCACGCCCAGGCAGCCCGAAGAUGGGAAAAGUUCGUUCGAAUGUGACUAAACCAACGACCUCCGAAUCCGAUAAUAUAGCUGGGUGUUCUUUAUUUAAAUCUAAACCUGCUGUAGGAGGUAGGGUUAAAGAAGGUACGGCUUUUCAUGUCCUGCAGCCGCACUCGCACAAGCGGCAUUACCAGCAACAUAUGCUGGACCAUUUCACGUCGCAAGAUUUUCUCCGCAAGCAGGAGCGCCUUCCUCGUCGAGCAGUGUGGACUGAACUAGCACCUGUAACGACAGUUUGCGAAUACAAAGACACAAACUUUCUCACACAGACGACCUCCGAGGAGCAGCGACGAGCAAGUCACCCCCAAACUCGCCCCACCUCUUCGCGUGGUCGGUUGGGCCGCUUCACGCAAGAAAGCAGAGACGGCAUUUUUACCACCGGCCACUUUGCCGCCGACCCCCAAAUGGAAUUACUACACAAAGGCACUGUGUUGAAUAUAGACAAUAUAAAAUUAAAAAACGAAAUCGACCAAAAAUCUGCGAAACCUAUAACCCUUGUUAGUUCAAUUUACCAAGGAAACACUGGGACCAAAACGCGUCGUGCUGCAGAUGCACGAAAGCACGAUUGCUCAUUUUAUCGAGGAAAACCUACCCGACACAAAUUUCACAAAAGCUUGGUGAUGAAUUAUCCAAAGUUUGGACAACCUUUGCAAAAUCGUGGAGGUUACUGCCAGACAAGUAAAACUAGAGGCAAAAAUAGAAGAUCAAUUGCAUCUCUCACUGAAAUGCAGCAAAUGGUAAACGUCACGCUCGUUGAUGUUGCCACACAAACUUAUUCAUUAACUGAAAACAUAGAAACAGUAAAACCUACAACAGAUUAUGUUGUCCCUACCAGCACGGGGCUCAGUUUUGAGCUUUCCGACAUUCAGAAUUCUUCGUUCUCUGCUAGCAGCACGCCUCUCACAUCACCUACGUCAUCUGCAUCUGAACUGCUAGCCGAUGAACCUAUAUUUGAAAAAAAAGAAGAUUUCCCUGAAUGUGCUGUCCAACAAGAGCGCGUCAAACCAAUUACUUCGAAACAAGAGUUAAAGCAACGAAUGUCGAAGAACCGAAAAGACAUGCAGAGCUUGCGUUCGUACGUGUUUUCUUUGGAAACGCAUCACCCGGAGCUAAAACUUCCAUUUUUAGCAGUUCUUAACGAGCUGGAGCAAGUGUCUGCUGAAGGGUACGAACUUUAUGAUGAGUUUGACGACUUUCCCAACGAGGAUAGAAUCGAAGUGAUGCGACUAAGUAAAGAAGUUCGGGCGUACAAACGAGCGUGCAAAGUGCUCGAAUACCAAGUUCGUAAAUUUGAGCAGCGGCCAGAGAACUGCGACGACGAAAUAGGACGGCUCGCAGACGAGGUUAAACUAAGUCGACACGUUGCCGUAUCUUUGCAUUACGAACUACAAGCCGCUGAAAAGAAGUUACAAAAGUUGCUAUCCGAAAACGAAGACUGUAGAGUGAAGGUAAUUGGUGCUGAGACCAGAAUAGAAGUCUUAGAAAAAGAAGACCGUCGUCUUAGAAAUGCUGUUGACCAAUUAAGCUUACAUGCGUCUUCUACUACGACCAGUUGCGAUGUUCUUGAAUUUGAUAAAAAUUCGAUACGAGAGCUGAAAAUAAAGCUUCAGUUCAAAGAGGAAGAGAUUAAGUCCGUUCUGUUGAGACUUGCCCGGACAGAAAAAGAGGUUGAAAAAUACAAAGAACAUCACGGAAAGUGUAAAGUAGCGACAGCCACUUCAGGCGAGGGGGAAAAAACGGAAGGCUUUGUACAGCACAGCGAACUAAAGCUUAAAUUGAAUGAUGAUCAAGCCACUGCUCUGGGACGGCGGGUUAUUGCACUGGAACUGGAAAACGAAAGUUUAGGAAAACAACUGAGAGAUGCCCUGGAUAGGAGCAGUGAUACUUCGAGAAGACCGAGUUCGAGUGAUCUUCAGUUCUUGGAGGACGAAGUGGAAGUACUCCGGAACGCGGUACAUGAUCUGGAAGAUGAAAACUUCAUCUUGAAGACUCGUCUGGUUGAGCUGAAACAUCAACUUUCUCAAAAAAGCGACGAACUAGAAAAAGAGAAGUCUCGGAAAACGUCACCACUGAAAGAAGGAGAACCUUCAAUAUCCGAAGAAACAUUAAGCGAGCAUACGAUUUCAAACCGGGAUUUUAACACUAGCUCUUUGAACAUCGCACCGAGAUACAUGGCUAUUGACGAAGGAACGCAGACUUUUCCACCUGCCCCUAAAAGCCUUCCCAGUCCAUCUCCAGUGAAAGAAACCUUCAGUGAAAGCCGAUCUUUGGUUCAAGAGAUCUCUUACAUUCUCAGCCACACGGAAAACGUGGAAGAGGUUGUGUGUGAACUGCGGCAACUGGCGCUCGCAACCCGCCAUCUGCUCAACCAAUCUCCGUGCCGACAAAGACAACAACCCCAAGAAUUCCAAUCGAGUUUGAAACUUGUCGUCGCUGACUCUGUACUCCAGCCAGUGGAUAUUUCGGAUGAUGAAAACGAAGACGAAGAAAUAGAGUUUAAAGUUGGAGCGACACCGACAGCUCCAUUGAUAGCUCCACAUCAAGUCACAGAAUUUUCCACAAGCCCCAAUCCCGAUUUCCGUGUUCACGAUUACAUAGUAACAUCAUUGAUUGUGUACAUACUAGUUACCACCUUACCCAUCUUAACUUCUUUCAAAUUAUUAUUUCUUUUGAUUCUGUUCUUCAUUGUGUAACUCCCACUGUUGGCCUCACCUUUAGAAAAUUUAACAAGUUACUUUUUAAUCGGUGCUUUUAGUUUUUCCAAGUAACACCACAAGUUACCUAUUUUCCUGCAAUUGUCCUGAAUUAGUGUAUAGUAGGUUGGGGUAAGAUGGUACUUUUUAAAACCUCGUUUAUCAUCCUAUUUGGUAGUAAACAAAUUAUUCCCAGAAUUUUAUAACUGUAUUAUUAUGACUGUAAAAAGCUUGUUAAAAUUAUAAACACAAUUUAAAACAUUGGACAUUAUGUACUAAUGGGUCGAAUGGGAUAAGUACACAUUGAAAUUUAUGCCAUCUUACCCCAUAGUACUAUUAGCUUUACCUGUUCAUAUAGGUGUUGUUGUUAUUUUGCCAAAUUCUCUCAACGUGCUUUCCUGUUUUAACUCUUAAUUAUCUGUAAAACAACUGGUUUUCAUUUUAAGCUACGUCUGUAUGAACAUAUCACCCAAAUUUCAUGUUUAUCUUCUGUUAG
Messenger RNA from Ciona intestinalis (vase tunicate), 4327 nucleotides. RefSeq lists its product as uncharacterized. Lineage: Eukaryota; Metazoa; Chordata; Ascidiacea; Phlebobranchia; Cionidae. The record is from RefSeq and is a predicted model, not a curated record.